Caenorhabditis angaria is the source of this 656-nucleotide messenger RNA. The record is from the annotation of a GenBank genome assembly. NCBI's taxonomy places the organism in Eukaryota, Metazoa, Nematoda, Chromadorea, Rhabditida, Rhabditidae.
AUGUCCUUCUGCUUGACUAACAUCUUUGUUCCACUCACUGCAUUUAUCUCGCUGGUUAUCUUAUUCGAUUCGGCUUAUUGGGUUGCUAAUAGAUCAAUCGAAUCCAAUUCGAUUAUUGAUGAGCUUCCAGAAAGAGGUAUGAAAAAAGGAUAUUCAGAGUAAAACAAAUAUUUUUUUUCAGAAAUGAUCCUGACAAGUAUCGCAAUUUUAUCGCUUAUUGGAAUUGUUUCGUGUCGAAAACCAUUAUUGGCAUUCACAUUUUCAUUAAUGAUUUAUUCAUCUUGCGUCACACUUUUCCAUUGUUUCCACGUUUUCCACAUUCUUAUCAAAAAUGGAAUUGAUGUUUGUCAAAUCAAUGAAUUUAAACAAUUUUCAUGCAGUGUAAACAAUUCGAUAAUUGCUGGAAUCACUGCUCUUUCCUACAUCUUCACUGUAAGAUACAGUAAUCUCUCCUGAUUAUUUUAUGUAUUUUUUAGACAAUUGCUGCGAUGUCAUGUUAUGAUCGAUUGACUACAGUAACCUUGUCAUUGAGUGAACGACGUGCACUUGCAACUCAACGUGCUCAACCACUUUUGAUCAGUGCUCAUCCAAUUAUUUCACCACCACAACAUUUCAACGCAACAACACAUAAUCACGAAAGAGAUAGUUUUGUAUGA